Molecule: messenger RNA, 941 nt
Organism: Pelagomonas calceolata
Lineage: Eukaryota; Pelagophyceae; Pelagomonadales; Pelagomonadaceae
Source: the annotation of a GenBank genome assembly
UGCAGCACAGCACCUGCUGGCUUUAGUGCAGCGAGCCCGCGGAGCCAUCGCGGCUGCAUCAAACUGAGCUCGGGCGUCGCAUAGAUCAUAAAAAAGCAGCCACAAGCAGCGUCAGCGCGCGGCAGCGACGCACACGCGCUGGGACAGGCAGCCUGCACGCUGCACCCAAAACAAGAGCCAUGCUGCUCCGCCACGCGCGCCGCUGGUGGCCCCUCGUCGUGCUUAGGAGGGCCUCGGCGCUGGCCGCCAACGAGCAGUGGACCAAGGUCGACGUCGGCGGCAAGACGGCGAAGCUCCGCGUCGACUACUUCGACACUCCGAUGAAGCAGCCGAAGGCGAAAAAGGGGAAAAUAGCGGACCGCACGGGGUGCCGGCCGUGGCCCGUCGCGCGGCCGCUGCUGGCGCAUCUGUGUGCGGAUGUCAUUCCGGACCUGGAACGCGACUUGGGCCGGCCGCCACGCGUGCUCGAGCUCGGAAGCGGCGUUGGUUUGUUGGGCGUCGGGUUGGCGAUGACGACUGAUUGCGACGUUACCUUAACCGAUCCUGAUAUCGAGACGAACUUCUCCGACGGUACCCGCAUGUCGACGCUCGAGUGGCUCCAGCGGAAUAUCGAGCUCAACGUGGACUCGAAGCGCGCGCGGGCGAAACGCCUGGUCUGGGGCAGCGUCGACGACGCGAGGGCGCUCCUGCGCGACGGCGGCUUCGAUCUGUUGGUCGGGAGCGACUUGUUGUACGACACCGCGAACUACGGCCCGCUCGUCGACUCGAUCGUGGCCCUCGCGCCGGCGCGCGGCGCCGUCCUCGGCUACGUGACGCGCCACGGCGCCGAGGGGGACCUCGCCGAGCUCGCGGCGGCGCGCGGCUUCGUCGCGGAAUCGAUUCCGCUCGUCGGCGAGGGCCUCACGAAGGCCGCGACGGCGACAGCGCUGACGAGGCGUUGA